AAUUAAUCAGUCAUCGAGCAUGCAGAAAAAUUCGUUUGAGCUAUCGCCCAUGGCUCUCUCCACCCGUUCAGAAACUGAACAGGUGAUAUUUGAGGAAAUCUUGGGGGCAAGAAAAGUAGUACUUAACAGAUCAACAAAACUAAAUGUCCUAAGCUAUAAGAUGUUGGGAAAAAUAUCUGAGAAACUGAGAACAUACGAGAAUGAUCCAAUGGUUAAGCUUGUUGUUCUAAAGGCAAAUGGCAAAGUAUUUUGUGUUGGUGGUGAUCUCGUAUCUGCUUCUAAAUUUGUAGCUUACGGACAUUGGAGUUUCGGAACGAGCUAUUAUAGGAAAGAAUUUUGUUUGGACUACCUACUUGCAACAUAUAAGAAGCCAAUGGUUGCAAUUCUAGAUGGAAGUGUUAUGGGAGGAGGUGUUGGAAUAUCGAUACAUUCAACAUUUAGAAUUGUUACUGAGAAUACGAUAUUCGCCAUGCCCGAAGCAUCAAUUGGAUUGUUUCCUGACGUUGGUGCAUCUUAUUUUCUAUCGCGACUUCCUGGAUCUUUUGGAGAAUAUAUUGGAUUAACGGGUGCUCGAUUAGAUGGAGCAGAGAUGGUUGCCAUGGGGCUUGCAACUCAUUUUGUCCCAUCUCAGAAUAUACAAGCAAUGGAGAAGGCUCUCGAAAAAAUGGUUGCUUCAUCAGAUGCAACAAGUGUAACAACAAUGUCCAUGAUUAUUAACAAGUUUGCACAAGAAGUAAAGGUCAAGCCAGAGAGUGUUAUUACUAGACUCGACAUGAUCAACCAAUGCUUCUCGAGAAAAUCAUGUGAAGAAAUAUUAUACUCACUGGAGCACUUGGCUAUCCAAGUACAAGAGAAGUGGAUUCACAAUGCAAUAAGAUCGAUGAGAUUCGCAUCUCCACUGUGUCUCAAGAUUUUCUUACGAAUAAUUAGACAAGGUCGAUCCCAAAACAUCGAGCAAUGUCUAGACACCGAAUACAUUGCUAUCUCACAUAUUUUACGUCGAACAGUUAGCAAUGACUUCUAUGAGGGAUCAAGAGCUAUUUUGAUUGAGAAAGAUAAGAAACCACAGUGGGUGCCCUCAAAACUAGAGGAAGUUAGUGACGAAAUGGUGGCCAAGUGUUUUUUAAGAUCUUUCACCGAAGACGAUGAUUGGUUUCCUUUACGACUUCCCCUUCGAUAUGAUAAAGCCAAAGCCAUGACAUCAAAACUCUAGAACAAAGGACUCGUUUUCUAUAUGAUUUAUUUAUUGUUGCUUUAGAGCUUAAUAUGGUUGGCCUAUCACAAACUAAUAAAUAAUAUCUCAUUAGUCUCAUCGUUAAUAAUGCAUUCUGCAAGUGUUUUCAAGUUAUUGAAAUAAUAUUAGGUUGUGAGAGAUCAUUCAAACUUUGAAAUGUAAAUGGUCUUUUUUUAUCGAUUGGUAUUUUAUUUUUAGGUUGUAAUAUAAAGAAUUUGAA
Molecule: messenger RNA, 1454 nt
Organism: Lactuca virosa
Lineage: Eukaryota; Viridiplantae; Streptophyta; Magnoliopsida; Asterales; Asteraceae
Source: the annotation of a GenBank genome assembly